AUGAGCGUAUUACAACCGGUGCCGUCCGUCGUGACGGCCGACAACGCCGCCAUGUCGGGCCCGCACCGGACCAUCUCCCGGCCCAACGCGGCCGCCGACGGCCACGACAGCAGCGACGAUGCCGACGCCGACGACAAGUUCUACGAGGACGGCGAGGAGAUCUACAGCAAGUUCUCGCCGGGCCGCAAGCGCAUCAUCGUCGCCGUGCUCGGCUUUGGCGCCUUCGUGGCCCUCGUCUCCAGCACCAGCGUGCUCCCGGCCGUGCCCGAGAUCACGGAGACCUUUGGCAGCACCGACACGGUCGUGGAGAUUAGCAACGCCAUCUACAUUGCGCUGACGGGCGUCGGGUGUGUGGUCUGGGGCCCCAUGAGCCAGCUAUAUGGCCGUCGCGUGAUCAUCCAAUGCGCUUGUGCAUUUUUUUGCUGCAUGAGUCUGGGGACUGCACUAUCGCCCAAUCUCGAAGCAUUCUUCGUCUUUCGCGCCUUGUCUGCCAUCGGAGGCUCUGCGCUGACUAUUCUUGGCAACGUCAUCAUCAGCGAUAUAUAUAAGCCAACUGAGAGAGCAACGGCCAUCAGCUGGUAUCUGUCGUGUACCGUUAUUGGGCCGUCUUUUGGUCCCUUCAUGAGUGGUCUCAUCGUCCAAUUUGCCAGCUGGCGCAUCAUAUACUGGGUCCAGCUUGGCUGUGCCGUCGCGACUAUGGCCGCCGGCUACUUCAUGAUUCCCGAGACGACGCACCAUAAGCUGAGCGAAGACAUGGCCCACCUCCCACGGCGCGAUAAGAUGGCCGCCGUGGCACGCAAAAUCAAUCCGCUCCGGUCCGUCAGUCUCCUCCGCUACUUAAACGUCGUGGCCGUCAGUUUUGCCUCUGCCGUCACGUUGUUCGCACUGUACUGCAUGCUGGUCCCCAUCCGCUUCGUGCUGAAUCCGCGCUUCCAUCUCGAUUCGCCAUUGCUGUCCGGCGUUUUCUACCUGGUGCCAGGCGCAGGCUGCCUCUGCUCAACAAUGAUAGCUGGCAGAUAUGGUGACUGGACUGUGAAGCGCUGGAUCGAGAAGCGCGGUAGGCGUAUACCUGAAGAUAGACUCCGAGCCGGUAUACCUGCUCUUGCCCUCCUCCAGGGUGGCGGAGUCUUGAUAUACGGGUGGACGGUUGACAAAGCGGUAGGGGGGAUGCCUGCGCCGCUCAUAUUCCUCUUCGUUCAGGCUAUAGGUCAAAUUAUAGCCUCGACCAUGUUGAAUACGUACUGCCUGGAGAACACGCCAUCGCUCAGCGCUGAUAUUAUCGCCAUCUGCUGGCUAGUGCGGUACAUCGGCGCCUGCAUUGCUACAGCGGUCGCGCUUCCCAUGAUUCGGAGUAUCGGUGUUGGCUGGACCAUGACGAUAAAUACUGUCCUACUGGUCGUCAGCUCGUGUGCUUUAAUGGCCACGGUAAGAUGGGGCGAGAGCUGGAGGUCUGGCAUAGUCCCAGAAGAGCAACCUGCCGCGUCGCAACCGGGCGGAGAAAAGGAAUCUGCGGAAAAAGUAUAG
Molecule: messenger RNA, 1524 nt
Organism: Cordyceps fumosorosea ARSEF 2679
Lineage: Eukaryota; Fungi; Ascomycota; Sordariomycetes; Hypocreales; Cordycipitaceae
Product: Major facilitator superfamily transporter
Exons: 3
Coding region: 1-1524 (507 amino acids)
Biological process (GO): transmembrane transport
Molecular function (GO): transmembrane transporter activity
Source: RefSeq, a predicted model, not a curated record